AUGGGUAAUAUUAUCGAUAAAUCAAAAGAUAAUCAUGAACCUGUGAAUCAAGAUGCAUUUGUAUUUUGGAGAUCUUUAAAAAAGAUUUAUGAAGAUCCUGAUUCUUUAAAUACAAGAUUCUCUGAAUUCAUGGAUGGCUUUCAAAAUGGUGAUUUUAAUAAUGAAUCUUCAAAUUCCAAAUCAGGAAAAAGAGAAUCAAAAAAUGAAUCAUAUGUUUUAAUGGGAGAAACAUCAAAAGGUGAUGUAAAGAAACCAGUUAAUUCAAGUAAGAUAUCAUUUGUAUUUUCAGAAAGUCAAGAAGCAGAGGCAAUUAAUAGAAAUUUAUUACAAACGAUCAAUUGUAAAUUACAAUUGAUUCCAAUAGAAUUGAAUCAUUUCACAUUGAAUUUAGAUAAUCAUUAUAUAAGUGAGAGGAUGUUUCUCUCUAUAUGUGCAACCUUUUUAGAGAAUAAUAAAAACUAUCAUAAUCGUCAUAUGUCGACAACGUUGAAGGAGACACCAUUGAAUACAGUGAAAAAGAAGAAAAUUCAAUCAGAGUUACAAGAUUACAUUUCAAAAUAUUAUUUCACAAUUACAAAGUUGUCUUUGAAAAAGAUAUUACUCUCAACGAGAUCAUUGGAAGGUUUAUCACAAGUUUUGAGAACAAAUAGAUCAAUUGUAGAGUUGGAUUUGGGUGGCAAUGAUUUAAGUUGUAAUGGUGGUAUUCCAAUUUUAAUCGCAGGUCUAAGGGAGAAUAAAACCAUCACCCGUUUAAAUCUAUCAGAUAUUCAUGCAUAUGAUGAAGGUGCCUUUAUGAUCUCUGCUUAUCUAUUGUGUAGUAAAUCUGUCAAAAUCAUUGACCUCUCAACAAAUCAUAUCUCUGACAGAGGUUUCGAGUCAUUAUUGGCCGCUGUCACUAGAAACACUCUCAUCACUUCAUUAUUCCUAUCAGAUAAUAAUAUAGAAUCAUCAAAAAUUCAUUCUCUAAAUCAUCUUCUUAAAAGAAAUACUGCAAUUCAAUCGGUUUUUGAUCAAAUUUUUGAUUCAAUCCCUUGGAAUAGAAAAUUUAAAACAAAGGUAGCUUCAUUUAAAAGAAAUGUUUUAAAAACUAGAACAAAUAGUACAUUAAAUGUUGAACAAAUUGAAGAUGAUAAAACUCCAUUAUUUAGAUUUAUAGAAAUCACAACACAAAUUUAUUCAUUCACAUAUAUUCACAUUACACACAAUCAACAAAAAAACAUAAAAAAAAAAAAAAAAAAAACAUAA
Messenger RNA from Dictyostelium discoideum AX4, 1245 nucleotides. RefSeq lists its product as hypothetical. NCBI's taxonomy places the organism in Eukaryota, Evosea, Eumycetozoa, Dictyosteliales, Dictyosteliaceae. The record is from RefSeq and is a predicted model, not a curated record. The coding region runs from base 1 to 1245 and encodes 414 amino acids. The transcript is spliced from 3 exons.